Mytilus trossulus (common blue mussel) is the source of this 2787-nucleotide messenger RNA. RefSeq lists its product as uncharacterized. The record is from RefSeq and is a predicted model, not a curated record. The coding region runs from base 1825 to 2775 and encodes 316 amino acids. The transcript has 2 exons. NCBI's taxonomy places the organism in Eukaryota, Metazoa, Mollusca, Bivalvia, Mytilida, Mytilidae.
CGAUGACUACCAACUGGCUAACAGGACGGUUUUGCCUACGGUGACUUUUCUCAUCAUUUGUUUACACCUAUACCUAUAAAGUGCUUUUAACAUCUUCAAGGAUAAUCCAAUGACAGAGUUUCGCUGUUUUUAUUGCACAAAUGUACGGUCAAGAGAUUUUGCAGAACUGGUAGAUCAUUGCAUAAUUCGUCAUGAUUCAGAAGAAUUAAAGUUGAAAAUGGCAACACGUGUUUAAUCAUCUACUACAAAUGUCCGAACAAAAAACUUCAAGCUAAUACCUGCUGACAUUAAGAAGGACAAUAAAUUCAUAAUUCCCCAAUGUGAAUCAUACACACUUAAUAGAUGUAACAUUUCUUCGGAACUGUUGUCACCUGUAAAGAAGAAAUGUGGAACAGAAUCUGAACAGAAUGACACUGAAAGCAUAUCAUUAACACAAAAACUUAGUUCUGUUUCAAUUAAAGAUAACAGCCAUAUUCUCGUAAAUAGCAGUAACGAUUCCGCCAAUGAUCAUGAAAGUAUGGUUACGAGUUCGAAAAUGUCAACAAAGCAUACACAGACUGAAGAUUCGGCUGUCAUAAAUCUAAAUGAGACAAACAAAAAUGAUCAAGUGUUAUUAAAAGAAAUUUUACAGUUAGUUCCUACAGUACUUGAAAAUUUGAAAAGUUGCAAUAAACAAGAUAUGUAUGUGAAGUUCCAUACAUUGAUAAACGAGAACAAGCUUCCUAUGAAUAACAUUGCUUUCCUGCUUUUCUCAGACGUCGUUGAAUGGUUCUCAAAAAGUAACACACAUGCAAUGAGAUAUUCACAAGAUGUUAAACAGUUCUGGAAAGUUGGACAUGAACUUUUUAAAGGAAAAUUUCUUCGUUUUAUGGCAGGAUGGAAAAACCAAGGUCAGGAAGCCAAAGGUCAUACAAAGCCAGAAUAAUCGGCUAUCAACUUCGCAGUUCCAGAUAGAAAAUAUCUAGACAGCACCGAGUUAUCACAUAAACUAAAAAAACAUACAGCCUGGAAUAUUGGACGAAAUGAUCGAGUUGAUUUAUGCUGAUAGCUGCUGUCUUUCUAAGACAUUUAAGCUAUGCGUAGAUGGAAAGAAAAAAAACCAUGGCGCUCAAAAUCAAGUAUACGGUGAUGUUAAUCUUUGGGGAUACGAAGGUCCACCAACUCUUCAGGAUUGUAAAGACAAACUCAGCAUAGACAAGAAGCUUGUAGAAGACUUCACUGAAAUAUUAAACAAGAUUGAAAAAAGAGAUAUUUAUGAUUUGAAUCAUAUACCAGAACACCUGAAAAAUGAUAUUUCAAGAGUAGCAAAACAAAUGAUCUGUAAUUUAAGUCAAAGACUGCGAAAAUUGCAAACAGUAAAACAGUCGAAGGUAAUUGCUCUAGAAAAGCUAAAGGUUACGUGUAUCAAUGAUGCUAUGAAAGCAAAAUAUUCCUAUGCUCUAAGUACAAUAAAACUUUCAUAUUUAAGCUAGACUUAUGCAUAAGUAGACUACUGAGAGUAAUUGAUUCGAUAGGCCACGCACCUCCGUCUGUAAUGGUGUUCAAACAUUUUAUAACAAAGGAGACGCUUGCGAUUUAUCAAUUCAGCAGAAUUACGUCUGUUUGACUGGUUUGAAAGUCGAAGUGGAUAUCCAAAACUUAAACACGUCACUCAUUAAACAAAGAUCAGAUGAAUGGCAUUCUAUUAGGAAAACCGCUAAAGUUACCGGAAGUACCGCUCACCAAGCACUAGGAUUGUCAGGACUUAAGAAAUUACAAGAACAUUUUGAAUACGUCUUUCAUCAAAAAGACAGACCAGAUUUUUCGGAGGAUGCCCAAAAGAGAAUGAAAUAUGGAACUGACAAUGAAAUUAAUGCCAUAGGAACUCUUGUUUCUAAGAUAUUGCCAAUCUUUUAUCCGAACUUCUCAUUUGUUGAGGAGGGUUGUGAGGUAUUAUGUGACAAAGAUGAAACACUUCUCAUUGUCAGUUCAGAUGGUAGUGCUAGAUACUUUAAUUCAGAAAACUACAAGCCAUCUGAUGCAGUUGCUCUUGCUAUAGAAAUCAAGUGUCCCUAUCCAAAUAAACUGUAUACAACUCCAGUUUAUUACAAGAUGCCUUGGUAUUACGUGAUACAGGUUUUAUCUGAAAUGUAUGUAUUGAAUGCAAGUAGCUUGCUAUUCCUAUGCUACAGUACCGAUAGUACAAUCGUUUGUGUUGCAAACUUUGACGAAGAGCUGUGGAAUGAAAUACUGGCAAAACUAAAAACAAUAUACGGUACUGAGAAGCCAGUAAUGCCAAAAAAACUACCAGAUGAACUAAAGACAAUAAAAGAAAAAAUCAAAACCUACUGUGACAAUAAAGUACAGUUUCUAGCUGAAAUCCCAUCUUGUCAAGUAAGUAGAGAAUGUAAACACGAACAUUCAUCAGUGGAAAGUGAGAAGAUAGGUCAGAAUUGUCAUACAAGUUGUUUAGAUUCAGUCAAACCUCAGACCAAACAUGAUGUUACAACUUUACAGAUGACAACGAUUGAAAUCAACAGUUGUUUAGACCAAACGUACUCGCUUGAAAGGCACCUUGCUAACGAAGUACUUAUAUUUCUUAUUUCAGAUUUAGAUCGAAUUCACGAGAGAGAGAAGCAACACUCAACCCCUGUCGGUUUCAGCAUGAAGGGUUACAGUUUAACCUCAUCUGUAAUGCGAAAGAUGAUCGAUGAUAUUUUGCAAAGAUGUUUCCUUAAUGGCUUAUAUACGCCUGUUGUCUCGUUUGAUGGACAGUGGUCCCAGUUGGCAGUUUGACAAAUUCCGAAA